Molecule: messenger RNA, 9658 nt
Organism: Branchiostoma belcheri (Belcher's lancelet)
Lineage: Eukaryota; Metazoa; Chordata; Leptocardii; Amphioxiformes; Branchiostomatidae
Product: zinc finger ZZ-type and EF-hand domain-containing protein 1-like
Exons: 49
Coding region: 86-8926 (2946 amino acids)
Molecular function (GO): calcium ion binding; zinc ion binding
Source: RefSeq, a predicted model, not a curated record
AAAUCGUAGGCGGAAAAAAAUUCUCAUGUUUCUCCUACAAAUUUAAGCUUUUAACGGCCAAAACAACGACUUUUAAGGCUCAACAAUGGGCAGUAACGUCAGCCAAAGUGACAGCGAUGACGAUUUUUUGUCUGACGACCCUUCUGAUGGCGAAGAAGCCCGCGACCCGACGCAAAUUCGCGGCGGGAGGAAGAGUUUCGAUCUGGACUUGCUGUUCGAUCACGGGAAACUGCGCGAUGCAGCUUCAAAAAUCAAGGACGGUUUGCCCGAGAAUGUUCUACAGCAACACCAGGGGCACCUGAUCCGCUGGCUGGAGGACCGCAGCGCGCGGAACGAGGAGACGGUCUCGCUGUCUCAGUUCUGCGACCAGCUCAUGAACCACCGCGGGGUCGGCAGGGAGGAGAGCGAACAGGCAUUUUCCCAGUUUGACACAGAGGGAGAUGGUUACACAGAAGUACAGGCCAUGCUGGAGACUCUGAAGUCAUCCAACGGAGCAAACCUGCAGGGAGAACUGAACUAUGUAGUACGCAGUCUACAGUCAUGUAUCCUCACUCCCGGGUUUGUGGAUGUGUUCGCUUCAGACAGACACAGCGUAUCGCAGCACGGGAAGCGGAUGUUAAACUUCCUCCUGCGGAACCGAACUCCGAGCUCCGCCCUCCCCUUCUCCAUCCUGGACGGCUUCAACAACACGUCAGCCAUGCGGAUGGCUGUGCUCAGGGAUCAUCUGCAUCAGCUGAAGGGUGCCAUGUCUGAGUCAGAAGAGGCCAUAGCCAUCAGUCCCACCCAGGAGCAGAGGGUCAUCUCCAAGUGUUACAAAGGCAUCGACGUGUCCACUAACAAAGCUGACGUCCAUCGUAUGACAGACGGGGACAUGUCCACUUACUGGCAGUCUGAUGGGUCAGCACGCUCACACUGGGUGCGAAUCCACAUGAAGCCGAAUGUGGUUCUGAAACAGCUGGCGAUCCAUGUGCAGUCAUCAGACCAGAGCUACAUGCCCCAGACUGUCACUGUGUCUGUGGGGAAGAGUCCUACGUCAUUACAUGAGAUUAAAGAGGUGCGUAUCCCCAGCCAUGUGACGGGUGAUGUGACUCUGCUGGAGAAUGCCAGGAUGCACUACCCCGUGGUCCAGAUCAACAUCCGCCGUUGCCAUAGUGACGGCUGUGACACCCGCAUACACGGCCUCAAAACGCUGGGAUUCAAGAUGUCAGAAGAUCGUGGUGUGAGCAUUGCGGAUGCCUCAGCGGUGUGGUACCUGUCUGUCCUGGCCUCCACAGCCACCGCCUCCAUCCCCACCAACCCUGCGCUGGCCCAGACCAUCCUCACCCACACCCGCCAGGCCCUCAGACACAUGCCCCCCCUCUCCUUGCUGCCCGGCUCCAAGGCAUGCCCGUCGUUCCUCAGCCCUACACUGCUGGAUGAGAUUGAGAGGUUCCUGAAGACUAUUGUGGUGACUGAAGAAGAGAAGGUGCAGAGUGCUGAUGGUCUACUGGUGCUGAUGUCCCUGUCUCUGGCCCGAGGAAGGCUGGUCAGUGUCCUGGAGACGCUGUCCCUCCUGGCCGAGAACCAGGACAUGGAGAUGCUCGCUGUGCCACUGCUCAAGUCCAUGCACAAGGUCACCGAGAACUUCUGGAGGAAGUACGGCUAUCCCUUACAGUUGUCCCUUACUGGCUGUGAUGGCGGGCAGAAGGACAACAACUGCCCCCCCUCCAUUGUGCUCACCUCCGACUGGUCCACAGAAACUUACUACACCGCCAUGGGCAAGAAAACUGUCAACUUCUUCUUCAGAACCGAGGGCGAAACUGCUGUCCAGCUCACAAGGGUCCGCAUCAAGGUCCCCAAGGGUGGCACUGGGGCGAAAUCCGGGAUGCUGUUCCUGUACAACGCUGCUGACGAGUUUGACCUUGAAACGCACUCGCGGAGGUUCCGUGAGUACGACAAGAUGACCUCAUCACAGUAUGAUGUCAUGAACAAGAUGAGGAGCGUGGGAGUCGGGAAGGCAGAAGAGACGCCGAUCGCUUUCUUCACGUUCGAGGAGGACUGGGACGAGGUUGACGUGAACGUUGAUGUGUGCACGCGCGGAACAUUCGUCCUCCUGAAGAUCACCGGGCCUCGCUCCGACUCCGCCGAACGCGUGGGCCUGAUGGGCGUAAAGUUCUACGGCUUCCAGCGUCCCCACACCGCCAACGCGGCCGAAGACAUCGGUAUUAACCAAUCCAGUCGCAUAACCGUCGACGACAACAACCCAAUCGACGCUGUGACCGUCUUCAUCCGUAUGUUGUCUUUUCUGGUGGACAUGACGCGCGACGCGCCCGCGAAGAAGGAUAGUUUCCGCUCGUCGAAGCUCCAAACGAUCGAUCUAACCGGGGUGUCGAUAGAAAUGCUGUGGAAGCUGUAUUGUCACAUCCCCGGGAAGGAUAAGAUCUGGGGAGAGAGGAUCGCCAAAGUCAAGCUGCUGCAGCUGCUCAAGUGUUGCUUCCCCUUCCUGGCGGCCACUGCUGCUGCGUGUAAGGAGAAGGAGAAACAAGAGGCCAAACAGAACAGUUCAGGUGAGAUCGCUGCAGGUGCGAUGUUCACUCACCUGUGUGACGUGGUGGACAGUCCAGAGAAACACCUGAAACCCAUCAAGGUGGUGGCCGAGCAGGUCAUACUGGACGGAGCUUCCGUGUUCUUCCCUGACAAGGAUGCCCGCCGUAAGCAGCUGUUCCAAAUGAUGGACACCAUCUCCAGUCAGGAGCAGCCUGCUUCAGCUGUGCUCACCUUCCAGUCUCUGUGCCAGUUCUUCAGUAGUGUGGACCCCAGCGGCCUGCUGGCAUUGCCAACUGCUGAUACAAAGGAGGACUUCAAAGUUGACCAGGCCCUUGCUGUAAUGGACACCCUGCUGUCCGUGGCCCACCGUGAGUGCUCGGCGACGCUAGCCGGGGAGAAGGGCUCGAACGGUCGCGCCUCGUUCCUCGUACGUCUGCUCUGCUCCCUACAGGGCAGCCUCGCCACAUGGUGCUGUAAGCAGAUGGAGGGAGACGACAGCAACAAAGGCGCGCCCACGCAGGAGUCUGUGGGGCUGGCCACAACUCUGCUGCAGAAAUACACAUUCCUGCUGAGUCGACACUGUACAGAGCUGCUGGGGAAGCUUGUGGAGAUGGGAGAGAAGGCUGAAGCUGCACUGGCCAACCUGCAGCACUCAUUCUUAGCCACGGCACUGCCACAGAUGAUAGUGUGGCUGAUGCUGCUAUGUGAGAAGCCCAUCCCCCAUGUCUCCACCAUGCACACACUGCAGCCUGUAGCCGCUGAGCUGCACAGGCUGGCAAAGAACCUGACAAACACCUUCUACAAACUGGACAGUGAGCAGUGGUCAUCCAUCGGUAAUGACCAGGUUGUCCUGAGGACGUGGAACGUGGAAUCUCCGCAUAACUACGAGAACAACCAGCACUCCACACAGAUCUUCACCUGUCCCGGCGCCACGCACUUCGUGGUGGAGUUUGAUCAGAGGAGCGAGACAGAAAAAAGAUAUGACUACUUGGAGUUCACAGAUGCCCGAGGGGUACGCACUCGCUAUGACCAGAAGGUCGGGACAGAAAAAUGGCCGCUCAAGGUCACGUUCCGUGGAAGUCAUCGGCUACAGUUCCUGUUUCACUCUGACAGCAGCAACAACGAGUGGGGAUACAAGUUCAAGGUGACAGCUCGAGGGUCUCCAGAUGUUCCGCUGCCGUGGCUGUUUGACCUUCAGCUGGGUCUGAGUCGGCUGGUCGGGCGGCUGUGUGGGACAGCACUGGGGAAGGCACAGAUAGUAGACAAGGACACCAAAGAUGAAGAGAACCUUCUUCAGCGUAAUGAGCUGUGGGGAACCCUGUUCAGGGGAGGGUAUCUGGUGGGGAGACUGACCCGGUCACUGUCUGGUCUCCACACCUCGCAACCGGCCACUACAGAUGUCCACUCUUUCCUGUUAAACAUGGCAGAGGGCAGUGUCGACGCUCCUGCUGCCAGGCAGCUACUGGCAAAAUGCCAGGAGGCCUGCCCUAACCCGCGGCUGGGUGGGGACCUGUUGGACCGUACCAUUGCUGCUGUGUUCGGUGCCCUCUUGUGGCACACACAGGAACUGCGGGAGGAGGUGGAACAGUACAUGGGGAAGGAGGGAACACCUGUACCUGAGGGCAUCACACAGGCGUACAUGGCAGCGGAGAGCCUGCGCCCGUACCUGCUGGACCAGCGUCAGAAGCUCAUCGUGUCCUCCGACGCGGAGAAGACGGACGACAAGAAGGACGAGCCGCCCAGCGCGCUGCCCAAACUGUUCGCCACCCCAGACAACCUGAUCCUGGCCUGUAAGGACAAGGCCCUGUUCCUGCUGCAGUUCUCUGGGCUGGCCAGGUAUGGCAUGUCUAUCAGAGUGGAGUCCCAGACUGACCUACGACCCAAGAUGCAGAGGUCGAUGAGCAGAAAGCUGAGUCGGCAAGUUUCUGUGGACAGGUCCAACCGGAAACAGUUCCAUGCUGUUGUUCUCCACCCUCCCAACCCUGCACUGGGAAUGGGGACCACCUAUGGUCUGGAGCAGGAAAGUUACCUCGGCCGUGAGGCAGAAGACCAGUACGCCUCCUUCAAACUGGUGCUGGACUUCAUGCGAGAUGUCAGCAUCACCAAGGACAAGGUGGAGAGACUCCUGCAGGAGAGGCUACAGAAGGCUCAGACGGUCGCUGAUGCCUACAGGUUUGCUGCUGAGUACCUCAAGACCAUGGCUGAACCUAAGGACUUCCAGGUGCCAGUAGUACUGUUCCUACAGGAGCUGCUAUGCUCCCAGCAGCAGUUCCCAGCUCACUAUGCCAGCGGUAUGGAGGGAUGUGGACUGGACCUCGAAGCUCAGGUUCGCACAUCAUACUACACCCUGGUCCGUCGUCUGGUCCACGUUGUCAACACCUUCCCACAAGGCAACGGGGCGCAGCACCUGAAUGCGACCUUUGACCUGCUCCAGGCCAGCCUGGUGCACUUCCUUGACAUUGACUGGCAGCCGUACGACCUUGGGUUUGUGCGGGAGAUCGGGUUACCGGCCAUGCUGCUGCAGAUGGCGAAGAGCAGCAUCAGCCUGCAUGACGUCAGCACCAGGCAGGAGGACGAGGAGAAGGAGGAUAAGCAGUACACAGACUGCAUGAAAUGGUUCAAUGACUGUAAGAACAACCACACUCCGUGGUUCACCAUGAUAAAUGACGCAGCCGACCAGGAGGAGAAGCGAGCCAUGCACAUGUUCGUUGCGCGGUUCUGCGACCUGCUGGACGUGGAGAUCCGCUGCGACGGCUGCGAGAAAGUGUUGCCGGGGCAACGGUACCGCUGUCUGCAGUGUUCCGAUAUGGACCUCUGCAACACAUGCUUCCUGGAUGGAGCAAAGCCUGAGGGCCAUGAGGACGACCAUGACCUUGUUCAUCUGCAGUUCAAGUGUGACCAGUGCCAGGCCUUCAUCGUGGGCACACGCAUCCACUGUAACACCUGCGAGGACUUUGACCUGUGCCUGGGCUGCAGCAAGGCCAGGGACUACCCGGAAUGCCACAAGGAGAACCACGAUGUCACGACCUACCAGCUGAAGACCAUCAGCAGCAACAACCCGUCCACCGGCCAGCACAUCAAGACCUACAUCCACAACCAUGGCUGGCUGCUCUUCUCUUCACUCGCUCUCUCCCUCUCCAAGGACCUCCAUAACAACAACCUGGCAGGACAGUAUCUCACUAACGCACAGGAGCUGCUCAAGGGAUGUGUGGAGCUGAUCACACAGUGUCUUAAGCAUAUUGUACCAGAGGGGAAGUCACUACCAACCAGGUCCCAGUCUAUGGCUGCGUUGUCACCAAGCAGUGGCCCAGCAAGCCCGGGUUUCCACCCCGUACUCAAGAGCAUCUCAUUCCCGGGGUUCCCAACGGUCGGCAAAGACGGUACAGAGGAGGUUGGAUCGGAAAAAGACAAGUCCAAAACCUCCCAAGAUGAAGCAAAAAGGAAAGAAGAUUCUAAGAGUGAAGAGAAAGGAGCAACUGCUGUGGCUACAAAAAAAGAAGAUGAUGUGGGAGUAGCUGCAGCAAAGGAUGAAGAGAAAGAAAAGGUGAAAACAACAUCCUCAUCUGAAGAGAAAGAAAAAGACCCUCCAUCUACUGGUGCCACAGAAAAGAAAGAUGAAGAAAAGGAAGAAGCUUCAUCAGAAGACAAGAAAGAAAAGACAGAAGGAGCUGAGAAGACGGAAGAAAAGUCACCCAAGGUCAAGCAGAGUAAGGACGGUUGGUCGCUGGACAAGGCGUUUGCAGAGUGCUCGCAGGAGAGGAUUCUGGGAUUGCUGGCGGCCAUGUUGCCUGAACCUGGAAAGGGUCCUGACUGUGCCAUGGAUGUGUUUAAUGUGUCCAAGCUGCUGCCACUGUUGUUUGAUAUCGUGAAGGGAGGUGCUGGCUACAACAUCAACACUCAACACCUGGCACUGGGGCUGCUACAGAAGUUCCUACGCAGGAUCAACCCUAAUGCCUCGGACACAGCAAUUGUGGUGUGUUUUGCCUGGCCGUCCAUCACACCAGAGUUCCUGACGGGACAGACCACAGUCGAUUUCCUCUUCUCCCUGGGAGCCUCAUGUCUGGAGUGGCGAGGGCUGGACUGGGUCGCACCGCUGGCUACAGCACUGCAGUCUCUAUGCCAGACCAAACAGUGGAGACCCCUGUUGAACACUCGCUUCAGUAAGAGUCUGGACAGCCUGCCUACAGACCUCUCCCUGUCCCAUGUGUUUGCUCUUUUCGUGAUGGCGGGUUUCCCGGAGGUUCUGUGCCCCGGAUCACAGGCCACACUGCAGGACAAUGUGGGGGACAUCAAACCUGUUGUGGUCGUCAAGCAUUUCUCAGAGAAGGGUGAGGUGAUGGUCAUGGAUGUGAGGUCACGGAGGAGGAAGACGGUCAAGGAUUACCAGCUGGACCACCAGGUCCAGCAGGAGCCUGUGCUUGACGGUGAGCGUUUUGGCAAGCUGCUGACGAUCCUGUCCGGUGUGAGUCGUGAGCUUGUAGAGGCUCGGGAGGACAGGAGCAGGGUGGAGAGGGUCUGGGUACUGGCACUCACACUCAAGGCUGUGCUGCUCUGUAUAAGGAAUGAUAAGAACGGGAGGUGCACCCGGGACCUGGUAGAGCAGGGCCUGUGUCCCGCCCUGGUGCAGCUGGCCAGCAAAGGCACCGGCUUCAGUCGCCAGUGGCUCCUAAAGGACCUCGAAGUCCUCGGUGUCACCCUGUACCGUCCCGAGAAACCCAACAGCGAGGAGAAGGCAUCUUCCGAGACAUCUUCGGAUUCCGAGGCCACCCCGGCCUCGAAGGACGUGACCCCGGACAUGCCGGUUGCGCAGGGGCUCGAUCCGUGCGAGGGAUUGGACGAAGCGACGAAAAUCUGCUUCCAGAUCACCCACGAGGCGCUGGGAGCACCGAUGGCCAUUCUGCGGGCGAUCUACGAGCUCCACGGGAAGCAAACCAACGACCUGCUGGAUGAGGUGCAGAAGUGUUUCGAUGGUGACGCUUUCCACGCAUCGGAGGAGGUCCGGAAGAUGGCGGCAAAAUGGCAAGUGACGUCGGAGGAGCCAAAAGUUGAGCACACUCCUGAGGAUUUUGAGAGCCGUGCGACUGACGUAGGCGUGAUCCCGUUCAUCCCCCUCCCGAUGAAGCCCUCGGCACACCUGGUCGCUGUGGAGGAACCCUCCACCUGCGGGGAGAAACUCAUCAAGACGUCCGAGGCUGAGCUCAGGGACAGUUAUGAGAAGCAGCAGAGGUCUAAGAGCUCAGCACUGCUGAAGAAGGAGGUACAGACUCAUGGGAAGGCAGCCUCAAGGAAAUACCUGUAUCAGGUGAACAUGGCGGUUGCCACCCUGUACGCGCGCCACGUGCUGUGCUCGGUGCUGGCCAACUGGCCCGAGAGCAGCACGAUAAAGAGCGAGACACUGGGGUUCCCGCCGGGGCUAGAGACACACCUCGCCAGCCUGCUGGACCUGCUGCAGAGAGUUGUUGAGAAGGAUGACUUCCAGCAGGUAGUAGAGAACGUGGUGACCCACUGCGGAUCAGAGAUGUUGGCUGUGUUCGCUAAGGCCACCUGUCAGUUCAUGGAGGAAACCAACCUGGCUACAGAGACUAAGGAGUCAGCACAUCCUUACAAGUCUAACACUGAGAUCACUGACAAGGUACACAUCCCCAAUGCUGUGUUCCUGUCGGUGAGGUUCGACCCACAAUGCCAUACAGAGGAGGACUGUGAUGAGCUGGCCAUGUCAUCCAGCAAGGACCUCAAACAGGACCGCCAUGUGUUCAGCGGGCCCCACAACAAGUGGGCCGGGUUUGACAUCCCGGGAGACACUCUGUACUACAAGUUUGAGGGGGACAGCUCCUCCAAGCUAUGGGGAUUCAAGUUUACUGUGACUGGAGGCAGAAGUGGCAGGUUCAACACAGGUUACGUCAUCCUCAACACCCUGCUGUCCAAGUCAACCGUCUUCUGCCACCUGCCAAUCAAACUGCUGUGGGAGUGGCUUGUGCAGGUGGCCUGUCGCCAGACCAGCCAGCAGAGGUUAAAGGUCGUGGAGCUGCUCCUGCGCAUCCUGACGGCCUGCUCGCUGCGUUCCUAUGGCAACGCCCCGCCCGACCAGGACAUUGACCUCAGCCUGCUGAAGCCGCUGUGGAAGCUCUACAGUACGAUGCCUGAUAAUACUGACUCUUCGGCUACCAUCUUACCUCCGCUACAGAGGGCUCUCACAGAACUGUUCAUCCUAGCAGAAGACCUGGCUAUGGAGUGGGGCAUCGAAGACAGCUACCUUCUGCAGGUGAUGGAUGAAGAUGCCUUCCGUAAGAGUGCGGCCCAGGGUCUCCGGAACGUGGCUGCCAUCAGCCUGGCGAUCAAGUACAAGAACAAAGCUACAGACGCCGUGGAACAGGCCCCUGCUGCUCCAAAGGCUCCGUGACACUGUGGGACUAGAACCCUGUACUCCUGCAUUGUAACUCUACUCAAGGCAUUCAGUUUACUGCAGAAUCAAGGUACCAUAUUUAUGAUGGAAGUAUGGAACGCUGAAAAGUUUGAUUGGAGAAAGGAUCAGUUCACACAAAUUUAAUUCAUAGAGAACAUAGGCUACAGAUAGAGGCUUUAAAACAGGCCCCUGCUGCUUCAAAGGCUCCGUAACUGCAGGAUUCGAACCCUGCACUCCUGUACCAUUCAAACAUCACUGCAGACUGAUUUGAGUCACAUUGGAUGAACCCUGCACCCCUCUAACCCAAGGCAUUUCAACAUGAUAGAACAACUUGGAUUUGGGAAAUAGGUACUUUUACAUGAUUGUAACUUUCUUUGUACAUGUCAUUUGUAUAUUAAGUUACACCAAACAAAUUCGAUUGCUAGUCCUCAGAUGAAGGCUACUUCGGCUUUGGAGCAAGCCCCUUGGGAAUCAAAGGUUCUGUGAUGCUGCGGGAUUCAAACCCAUGCACUCCUCUACCCAAGGCAUUUGAACAUGUCGCCAUAUUUAUGUUAGAGCUCAAUCAACUUGAAUUUGGAAAAUGCAGUCUUUAGAUGUAUCAAAUACGUAAGACUUAUUGAUAAAUAAUUAUUUACUGGUAUUAUUUUUGAGCCAGAGGAAUUCUAUUAUGUAUGCCACUGGCUAAUUAAUUGUGUUGCAUGUUGAACCAUUUUAAGAGUUGUUCUGUGU